CCACAGGCUAAGCGGAUUGUGCGAAAAUCCGGAGGCUGCUUGGGUUCUUUUUUGGUAAAACCACCAUCGCGAGUUCUCCUCCUCUCCUCCUUGUUUCCGCAUCACCAACAAUAAACCGCCCUUAAACAACCUAGCUUCCAGCAAAAGAAGACAUGGGGGGCAAGAGCGCUAACAAGGCUGGCUACUUCGACAAGCUCAAGGGCUUGUUGGAGGAGUACAAGUCCAUUUUCAUCGUCUCCGUCGACAAUGUCUCGUCUCAGCAGAUGCACGAGAUUCGCCAGGCCCUCCGCGAUCAGGGUGUGGUCCUGAUGGGCAAGAACACCAUGGUUCGCCGUGCCCUCAAGACCUUCCUGGUCGACUCCCCCGAGUACGAGCGCCUCCUCCCCUUCGUCAAGGGCAACGUUGGUUUCGUCUUCACCAACGGUGACCUCAAGGAGAUCCGUGACAAGAUCCUCGCCAACAAGGUCGCCGCCCCCGCUCGUGCUGGUGCCGUCGCCCCCGUCGAUGUCUGGAUUCCCGCUGGCAACACUGGUAUGGAACCCGGCAAGACCUCUUUCUUCCAGGCCCUCGGUGUCCCCACCAAGAUUGCCCGUGGUACCAUUGAAAUCACCACCGAUCUCAAGCUCGUCGAGGCUGGCGCCAAGGUCGGCCCCUCCGAGGCUACCCUGUUGAACAUGCUCAACAUCUCUCCCUUCACCUACGGUAUGGGCAUCGCUCAGGUCUACGACCAGGGCAACACCUUCCCCAGCUCCGUCCUCGAUAUCAGCGAGGAGCAGCUCCUGAAGGCCUUCUCCAGCGCCGUCACCACCAUUGCCGCUGUCUCCCUGGCCCUCAACUUCCCCACUCUCCCCUCCGUCAUCCACUCCCUUGUCAACAGCUACAAGAAGGUUCUUGCUGUUGCCAUCGAGACCGAGAUCAGCUGGCCCGAGAUUGAGGAGCUCAAGGACCGCAUUGCCAACCCCGAGGCCUAUGCUGCCGCCGCCCCUGUCGCUGCUGCUGACUCUGGCGCCGCCGCCGGUGGUGCUGCCGCUGAGGAGGAGAAGGAGGAGGAGGAGGAGUCCGACGAGGAGGGUGGCUUCGGCGAUCUCUUCGGUUAAAUGUUGUAACGACGUCAUGACGGCGCUUGUGGACUGGCAAUUUCGGUUUGGGUCCGGUAAAGGUUUUAUGAAUCGACACCCGAAUCUAGAUAGAUCAUUUGCUGGUCAAUUGAGCACUCUGAAGAUGGACAUACAAAGGAUUUUUGAACUGCAAUGUAGUGACUGCCCAAACAGUCUACUUGCUGCUUCUCAGAUACUGAUCAAACAGGUUAUUCAUCCCACGAUUUUGCCGUCUUUUGCCCUUGGUGACAUGUGUUUCAUACAAAUACAAUAUUUAUCCAUCCUACAA
This is a messenger RNA of Podospora pseudocomata, 1386 nucleotides long. It is a transcript of the gene RPP0, whose product is annotated as ribosomal protein P0 (A0) (L10E). Gene Ontology annotation, cellular component: cytosolic large ribosomal subunit. Lineage: Eukaryota; Fungi; Ascomycota; Sordariomycetes; Sordariales; Podosporaceae. Gene Ontology annotation, biological process: cytoplasmic translation; ribosome biogenesis; ribosomal large subunit assembly. The transcript is spliced from 4 exons. The record is from RefSeq and is a predicted model, not a curated record. The coding region runs from base 153 to 1097 and encodes 314 amino acids. Gene Ontology annotation, molecular function: large ribosomal subunit rRNA binding; structural constituent of ribosome.